This is a messenger RNA of Penicillium daleae, 377 nucleotides long. Its product is annotated as MYB DNA-binding domain protein. The coding region runs from base 75 to 377 and encodes 100 amino acids. NCBI's taxonomy places the organism in Eukaryota, Fungi, Ascomycota, Eurotiomycetes, Eurotiales, Aspergillaceae. The transcript has 3 exons. The record is from RefSeq and is a predicted model, not a curated record.
UGUGGCUACCUGAAGAGGACAUUAAAUUAAUUCAUCUCCGAAGCAAGGGAUGGCAAUGGCCCGCGAUCAGCCGAAUGCUACCUGGGAAAUCGCAAUCGUGUUGUCGUCUCCGAUACAAAGGCCACCUUAAUCGAUCUCCACAAUGGACUGAGGAGAGAAAAGAUUCUCUUUCACGAGAAUACGCAAAGUUAGCUCCGGGAGCAUAUAUGGUCGAUGAUAGGAGAGAAAUCAGGCAUUCCCUGGAGAGCAGCGGAGGCUAUGCAUUAGCAUCUAGGGGAGCAGGAGAUAGCACGUCGUGCUCAACGAGGAGCGUCGCGGCACGCGCGCUGCGGACUAGGGUGCGAAAGACGCUUCAACCAAAGGGGAAGGAAGAGUGA